GCAGUUUUGUUUACACUCCGUAGCGCUGAAGACGUAGUAGAACAUAUUUUCGUCGAGCAUGUUUCGUGUUUUGGAUCUAUUAAUCUGAAGGUCUCUUGAAUUUUUGUACGGUGAAGGAUGCCACUAUUAAAGGUGUUCCUGUAUGAAGGGUGCAAUUUUAAGGGAUGCCUUUUGAAGGUCUCCUAAAUGAACGAGCUAUCUGGCAUAAUUGUUUGUGACUCAAUCGGAACAUUGCUGCCUAUAAUUCAUACUCGUGUCGACCGAUGUUUAAUUCAUCAAAGGUGAACCAGAGAUAAAAACGUGGAAUAAAUAAAGUUUGAAUAAAACAAGCAAAGAUGACGACUAUGGGGUUUGAAAAACGCCUAAAUGUAGGCCGAUUCAUGCAAUAGCUCUCUUCAACCAGUGCGUCCAAUCGUCACAAAUGGAAGCUUUCCUGUAGCUUUUCAAUGCAGUGCAACAUUCCCGUUCGAAUCGAUUUUAUCUGUGUGUUGCGACGGGUGGGAAAACGGGAAAAAGGGGGUGCUCCAGUUGCACGUGUGUUGGUGUAUGAAAUAUCCUUGCAAUAGAGUAGUGGUUUUCCCCAGUAUUGUCCUUCCUUGUCAGCAAUCGGCAGUGUGACAGGACUUUCCAUCCAUCGUGCAGGGAUCGGUUUUUAGGUGCAGGAAUCGUCUCCAUUAAAGGUGCUCCUUUUUGGUGUUUUUCAAAGUAGCAAAAUGGUCGAAAAUUGCUGAAAAUCUGCAAGUGGAUUGCUUAAAAUCGAAACUCAUAUUAUUUUCGGUUGCUGAAAAGUGAACACAGGGAGCAAUCCUCUGGGAAGUGCAGAACCUACCAUAAAAUGGGCCAAGCAGCAAGUCAAAACGACGAUGCGGAUCCCGACCAGGAGGACGAGGAAAUCAUUCCUAUGCGAGCGGAUCACUUUCUGACUGAUAGUGAUAUAGCUUGCGAGGAGGCGUCGAGGUUAACGGCCGAACUGCAGGAGGAUGCGCCAGAGGAUGACGAUGGGUGUGAAUAUCACGACAUGCCGCCUCCACCGGAUGGCGGCUACGGAUGGGUGAUUGUAUUUGCGUCGUUUAUGUGUAAUAUGAUUGUGGACGGUAUCGCGUAUACCUUCGGCGUGUUUCUGAAUGAUUUCGUGGUGUACUUCGGCGAGGGCAAGGGAACGGUCGCGUGGGUGGGCAGCUUACUUAGCGGAAUGUACUUAAGCGCCGGUCCCGUCGUAUCGGCCCUCGCCAACAAGUACGGCUGCCGGACGGUGUGUAUAGCCGGAAGCAUAAUCUCCAGCGCGGCAUUUGCUCUGAGUACCUUAAGCACAAACGUGACCAUGAUGAUGCUGACCUACGGCGUGAUGGGUGGCAUCGGAUUCGGUUUCAUCUAUCUGCCCGCGGUCGUGGCAGUCGGCUAUUACUUUGAAACGAAGCGUUCCCUGGCCACCGGUAUUGCGGUCUGUGGGUCCGGGUUCGGAACGUUUGUCUUUGCGCCUUUGGCCAAUUGGCUGCUGGCAAACUUCGACUGGAAGAACUCAACUCUCAUAUUAGCUGGUAUUAUUUUGAACUGCGCAGUAUUUGGUGCUAUGAUGAGACCGCUCACGUAUCCUAAGGAGGAUAAAGAUAAGAUGAAGCCCCUGAUGCAACGCAUGUAUGAAGAGAAACGUAUGCAAAUGGAACGAGGUUCGAUCGGAGGUUCCUACUUCAUGGUGCAAUUACCCGAUGGUACAAUGGAAAAAAGACUGAAGGCUCCCCUAAAUGCCGAUCCGGGUGUACACUCGAGCUUGGCGUUAGAUCAACUGGCCGCACAACAGGGUGGCAUGCAUGCCGUGGCCACCUUGCCCACCAUUACCGAAUCCAAAGUCCAAGAACAGAACGGUUCCAGCAACUCAUCGUCCGAAUCCAGCCAGAUUGAAAUGAAGAAACCCCUACAGAAGCCAAGGAAUAACCAUUCUGAAUCCGAUGCCAAUGAAUACGGUUCCAACAAUCUGCCACGCAAUGCCUCUCAACCGGCUUUCACUAGUCAUCAGUCAGGUAUUCCGAAGAACGGAUCCGUACCCACGUUCGAUCGUGUGCGUAAGCACUCAACAGGUGAAAGAUUUAAACCAUCCUUAGCUGCUAUAAAAGCAAGCUCUAGAGGUGAUGUUGAUAGUAACGGAGAUGUACGUAAAACUAUGCAUUUAAAAGUGUCACGCGGCUCUGUCACCGGAAGCAAAAAUAAUAACGCUGACGAUUUUAACGAGAACAUGUACACCUCUAAGGCGUCGCUGAAGGCUGAUCGGCCGGCCAUGGUGAGGCCACUGUCCCGUAAGGAUAUCUUCUACUCGGGCUCGGUAACAAACCUGAAGGAGUUCCAGUCGCAGAAGUCUCUCACCAACUACCGCAACUCGGUGAUCUCGCUGACCAAGUUCGAACGCGACCAUGCCAAGGAUGUUCCGGCUGAUCUGGAGAAAGGUGCUGAACAGUAUGAUUUAUGUCCAUGCCUAGCCCUUCCUCAAUCGUUCAAAAACGCCCUCGGCGCGAUGAUGGACGUCAGCCUGCUCAAGGAUCCCGUUUUUAUGAUGAUCGGCAUUUCCAAUAUUUUCGGCAUGGCCGGUCUUUACGUGCCCUUUGUGUACUUAGUCGAUGCAGCUAAACUAGAUGGUAUCGAACAAAACUCGGCUUCGUUCCUAAUUUCGAUCAUCGGUAUCACGAACACCGUUGCUAGGAUCGUGUGUGGUUAUGUGGCGGAUUUUCCCAAAGUUGAUGCCUUAUUCAUGAACAAUAUCUGUCUGCUAAUCUCAACGUUUUCCGUCGGAUUGACUCCAUUCUGCCACAGCUAUGCCUCGUACGUUGCAAUGGCCAUUUCGUUCGGUAUUGCUGUUGCCGGCUACAUUUCGCUGACGUCAAUUAUAUUGGUAGAUCUUCUAGGACUGGACAAACUGACCAACGCCUUCGGACUGUUGAUUCUGUUCAGAGGAGCAGCAACGAUUGUCGGAUCGCCCCUGGCCGGAGCUCUGUACGAUGCUACCCAAACCUAUUCGAUUCCGUUCUACGUAGCCGGAGCACUGUUCGGCGUUUCGGCCAUUUUCAGCUUUGCUGCUCCGUUUAUGAAGAGAUUCCGCAAAACAGACGAAACUCCGGUCCACGUCGAAGUGCUGACCCCGAUCGACGAGGGCCAGGAGGAUGACAUGGCUGAUGAUGACGACAAACCGAUUACGAUGGUGCCGAAGAUCGUCCAAACGGCACCGAGUCCAUCAACGGAACAACCGAUCAGCUCCUCGAUACUCACAUCAUCGUCCACGGUCAACAACAAUAAUAGCAGCAGCAAACAUCCUCCUGCCAACGGAAGCAACGGAAAGGAAAUUAGUCAGAUGGAAUCUGUGCUCUAGAUUGAUUCUUUAUACAAAUCAUCAACGCAUCUUCGAUUCCUGAUCGCGCACCAAAAGGCCGCCACCAAUAAUAUGUAGUGGGUAGCACACGAACCUCUUAUACAUACUGAGCAAAUGCACUAGUUUUUUUUUCUCGUGCGCUUUUGUGCUUUGUGCUCUGCAAAGAACCUUCGAAUGAAAGGAAUUUUGUUCCAUCUAAAAAGAAACUAAAAAGAGAACAGUGUCAUACAAAGUUGUAAAGUAAAUGUCUGUGAGGUUAUCAAUCAGAGUUUAUUAGGAUCGAAUAGAACCUGAGAUUGUGCGAAUCCGCGUUUAUUGUGUAUUGUGUACGACUGUGUUGUAUGUGUGUAAGAUUGUUAGCCUUUGUGAGCGAUGUUUCUUAAUUUUAGUAUUUUUUUUCGUUUUAAUUUUGGUUAAGAAACUUACUAGUGAUCGAAAAGAUUCGGAAAACAAAUUACCAAGCUAGUUCACGUAAUGCCAUUGAAAAAUCUGAAGCCAAUUUUUAAUAGUUUGAAUCGGUAACUAAAGCUUUCUCAAGUGGAAAACGAGUAUUAGUUGUUUCUAAGCUGUACAUAGCGGAAGGAAAUGUGAAAAUGAGAUCCAAAAGUCGAUUCAAGUUAGGUGAUGAUAGGAUUUAACAAAGGUUUUAACUUCGAUAGUGGCUAUGGAGAUUCUAUAGCGAAACAAAAUCCGAUAGCACUCAAGUGAAUCACGCUCGGUCGCAGAAAUCUUGAAUGGUUUAUACACCUACAAAGAAGAUACUUUUGUGUAAGGUAACAGAGAAACUAUUGUAACAUUAUUUUGAUAUUAGGAUACAAAGUUAUCGGAUUAUACCAAGUAGUUGAUCCAUAGACACUGUAACAAAUUCAAACAAAUAAUAAUAGCUAGUUAUGCUAACAACGUGAUGCGCUAACAUUUCAGCUGGUAUCGUCACCGAUUCUGCACGCUGAAUAACUGUCGUUAGUUUUAAAAAUUCAUUCAUAGUCAUGCGCAUGAUUUUAAAUCGUGUUUCGUUUAUUCACAUCGUUAAGUUUUAGUUUUCUAUGUUGCUCAUUUAUGAUUUUCCUGUUUGGUUCUUAAAUUGUUGAUUGAAACAUAUCCAGUUAUUUCAUUCAUCACCAUUCGUUAAGCUAUCGCUUAUAGAUACAUCAAGGCGCGUACUUGUGCACGGUGACGAUCAGUUCGAGCUAUGGACUGUAGUUAAUUAUCCUAUGACCCGAUGCUACACUCAAAUUGGAAACCAAACAACAAAACCUAAUGAAGAAAAACACUCCUAAUAAACGCUACAUAUGAAGGCAGAAUUAGUUUGUUGAAAAUAAAAUCGAAACCAAGAACAAA
Uranotaenia lowii is the source of this 4693-nucleotide messenger RNA. RefSeq lists its product as uncharacterized. The record is from RefSeq and is a predicted model, not a curated record. Bases 836 to 3355 code for a protein of 839 amino acids. The transcript has 10 exons. Gene Ontology annotation, molecular function: monocarboxylic acid transmembrane transporter activity. Gene Ontology annotation, biological process: monocarboxylic acid transport; transmembrane transport. NCBI's taxonomy places the organism in Eukaryota, Metazoa, Arthropoda, Insecta, Diptera, Culicidae.